This is a messenger RNA of Spodoptera littoralis (African cotton leafworm), 792 nucleotides long. Lineage: Eukaryota; Metazoa; Arthropoda; Insecta; Lepidoptera; Noctuidae. The record is from the annotation of a GenBank genome assembly.
AUGCGCGUCAUCAUCCUCCUAGCCCUUUUGGGCACCGCUCUCGCGGUCCCCAAGAGCAUCAGCCGUAUCGUCGGCGGCAGCCCGACCACCGUGGACCAAUACCCGUACAUGUCCAACAUGCAGUACGGUCUGUGGGGCAUCUGGUGGUUCCAGGCCUGCGGUGGAUCUCUGCUGACUCCAAACUCCGUGCUCUCUGCAGCUCACUGCUACUUCGGUGACAUUCCUGCCGAGUGGCGUGUGCGCCUGGGUACCUCUUUCGCGUCCAGCGGUGGCUCUCUGCACUCCGUGUCCCAGCUGGUCCUGCACCAACAGUACAACCCCAGCACACUCGACCAUGAUGUCGCCAUUGUUCGUCUGGCCAGCCCUGCCGUAUACUCCAACAACAUCCAGCCCGCUAGCGUCGCUGGCAGCAGUUACUCUCUUCCUGACAACACCCUCGUCACCACCGUCGGAUGGGGUACUCUCUCUAGCGGCGGCUCUUCUCCUGAGCAACUGCAGCACGUGGACAUCAACGUCAUCAACCAGCAGCUGUGUGCUGAGCGCUACGCCUACCUGAAGACCCAGCCCGGCUACCAAAACUGGCCUGACAUCACCGACAACAUGCUGUGCGCUGGUAUCUUAAACGUCGGAGGCAAGGACGCCUGCCAGGGAGACUCUGGCGGUCCCCUCGCUCACAACAAGAAUGUCAUCGUCGGUGUUGUCUCCUGGGGCUUCCAGUGCGCUGAUGCUUUCUACCCUGGUGUCAACGCUCGCGUCUCCCGAUACUCACAAUGGAUCGCUCAGAACGCUUAA